AUGAGACUGAAUGGACAUUCAGCUGGUGUUUUAGAUAUAUGUUUUGAUGAUAGAAAUAUUGUAUCAUGUUCAAAAGAUAGCACAAUCAAAGUAUGGAAUGUUAUUACUGGAGAAUUAAAGAGGACAUUACAUGGCCAUCUUGGUCCUGUGAAUGCUGUACAACUUAAAGAUAGCAGAAUCAUAUCAGCUUCAGGUGAUGCAUUAAUAAAAUUAUGGGAUUUAAAUACUGGUGAAUGUAUAAGAGAUUUUGUUGGUCAUACACGUGGACUGGCAUGUGUACAGUUUGAUGGUAGGUGGGUGGUGUCAGGAUCAAAUGACAGAACCAUCAAAAUAUGGGAUGUGGAAACUGCUCAGUGCAUACGCACACUUAAGGGCCAUACUGAUCUGGUGAGAACAUUACAUUUUGAUGAGAAUAAGAUAGUCAGUGGAAGUUAUGACCAAACUGUUAAAGUAUGGGAUCUUAAAACUGGCAAACAAUUAUUGGAUUUUCAUGAAGGUCAUACCAGUUGGGUGUUUGAUGUACAAUUCAACAGAACCAGAAUUGUUAGCACUAACUCGGAAAGUGAAAAUUCACAAAGCGAUUGUGAGAACGAUGAAAUUGAUUCAAACAAUUCCAUUGAGAAUAAUAAUAACUACAACGGUAAUAAUAAUGAGGACAUCAAGCAUAAAUAUUCUACGCAAACAAAGCAAGCUUACAGGGAAAAGCUUGCGGUGGAUCCAUCAUAUGUUCCUAGAUUUGGAGAUUUUUGGUUUAUAAAAAUUGUUAACAUUAAAGAAUCAUCAUCGCUUUUAAUACAAAAUAUUAUUAAUGUAAAGCACACAGUAAUAAUAAUAUCAAAUAGGAAUAAAGGGUGGGGACUCAAAAAUCCCUCAACAGAAGGUCAAUGGGGUUCAUGA
This is a messenger RNA of Entrophospora sp. SA101, 897 nucleotides long. Lineage: Eukaryota; Fungi; Glomeromycota; Glomeromycetes; Entrophosporales; Entrophosporaceae. The record is from the annotation of a GenBank genome assembly.